This is a messenger RNA of Parastagonospora nodorum SN15, 1149 nucleotides long. RefSeq lists its product as hypothetical. The transcript has 2 exons. The record is from RefSeq and is a predicted model, not a curated record. Lineage: Eukaryota; Fungi; Ascomycota; Dothideomycetes; Pleosporales; Phaeosphaeriaceae. Gene Ontology annotation, molecular function: O-methyltransferase activity. The coding region runs from base 1 to 1149 and encodes 382 amino acids.
AUGGACGCUGCGUUGAACGAAAUUCGAGAGCAAUACACCAAGGGUGACGCCGCGGAAAGACAGAAGAUCCAGGACCAGAUCAGAGAUCUCCAAUAUGAUCUAUAUACGGACUGGGAAGUGAUGUUUAGCUCUGCUUAUGCACCUCUCCGCUGGGCUCUCAUCCAGAUUGGAACCGAUCUCAAAAUCUUCACCACACUUGCGUCGUCCUCCACCACCGUGUCUCACAAAGAGUUCGUUGACAAGACCGGUGCUGCUCCUACUCUGAUGAAGCAUGUUCUCCGUUCCAUGGCGUCCUUUGGCUUGGUUAAAGAGACCGCGCAAGACACAUUCCAGGCAAAUCGCGUCACCGUAAUCUUGGCUAAUCCUCAUGUCGAAGGUGCUGCGCCGCAUAUCUCGGUCGUACAAGCACCAACUACCUAUGCUAUGCCGCAGUGGCUCAAAGACCACAACUACCAGAACAUGGACAGUAUCAACGAUCUCCCAUUUCACAAGGCGUUGAGAACCGACCUCUCACCUUUCGACUACCUCGAGGCCAAUCCAGUGCUGAUGAAGGCACUUGGUCACGUUAUGGUCUUGGAUGGGACGCAGAGCUGGACCGAGUCUUACCCAGUCGAGAAAGAGCUCCAAGACUUCAAGCCAUCCAACGAUUCUGCCGUAUUAGUUGAUAUUGGCGGAGGCUUUGGCCAACACUCGGUCUUCUUCAAGAAGAAGUUUCCGCAUAUCGAAGGCCGCAUUGUCGUGGAAGAUCUCCCUUCGACACUCAAGCAUAUCCCUGACAAACCUGCUGGCAUCGAUUUCGAGGAGUACGAUUUCUUCACACCUCAACCCAUUCAUGGGGCAAAGUUUUACUACCUUCGCCAUGUCCUGCACGACUGGCCAGACAAUGACUGCGUCCGUAUCUUGAAAAACACGAUAUCGGCCAUGGGUCCUGAAUCUCUCAUUCUGCUUGAUGAGGCGGUAUUGCCGGAAAUGAAGGUGCCCUGGCAGGUCUCAUCGAUGAAUAUGUUGAUGAUGGCUUUACACAGUGGUAUGGAAAGGAGCAAAGGAGACUGGGAGAGUUUGCUGGAUCGCGCGGGGUUGAAGAUUGCGCAUAUCGUCAAGUAUGAUGAUGUGAAACAUCACUGUAUCGUGGCAGCGGUCCCAAAAUAG